This is a messenger RNA of Physella acuta, 1059 nucleotides long. RefSeq lists its product as uncharacterized. The record is from RefSeq and is a predicted model, not a curated record. Gene Ontology annotation, molecular function: G protein-coupled peptide receptor activity. NCBI's taxonomy places the organism in Eukaryota, Metazoa, Mollusca, Gastropoda, Physidae. Gene Ontology annotation, cellular component: membrane.
AUGGAGUUGAAUGUCUCGCAGACGACAACCGACCAUCCCCCUCCUCCUGUAGACUCUGUCCAGUCGGUCAUAGCAAACAAUAGAAUCUUCUAUGAAAUCGUCAACGAGGUGGGUCUCGGCACAUUGGUUGCCGUCUUUGGACUGCCGGCCAAUGUCAUUAACCUAAUUAUAUUUUACCAGCACGGACUGAAGAAAAGCAACAACCUGGUUUUGUUUGGCCUCUCGCUGUCAGACCUGGGCUGUCUCGUCUGCCUUCUGUGGUUCGGGAUCUGCAAGAAUCCACUCAGCUCAGAGCUCAUUCGCGUCACUCCGGGCGUCUGUUAUCUAACUGGUGGCUGGUCACGUGGCUACUUCUCGCGCGUGACCGGAUGUAUAACGGCGUACAUCGCUGCAGGACGCUGCCUGUGUAUCACCUACCCGCUCAGGUUUCGCCAGAUGCCUAGUUGUUUAAAAACUGUGAUCGUCCUUCUCUUCAUCUACACACUGUGUGCUGUACUCAUCAUACCAGAGUACAGCAUCGCGUACAUAGGCUGGAAGUUCAACACAUCCAAGAACCAAAGCUAUAUUGACCUCUACCUGAAGGAAAACUGGUCUCAGCUAGAGCGACUCGCUUACAUCAUUAACGCAGUGUUUGGACUUACGAUAUUCCUUGCUCUGACGUGUUUUACCGUCCUGCUUGUGGUCAGCCUCCAGCGAAACUCCAACGUUCGCCGAUCUAUAACCUCCAACCUUGAGCUCUCAGUGGCCAUCGACCAAAAACGAAAGAAAACAACCAAAAUGAUCACAUUAAUCGCCUUGAUGCUAAUCCUAACCAAUGCAACCGGUGUUGCUAUUGGCAUCACGUCGUUCGUUGAACCCCGGUUCACAGUUCGAGCCGAGUUCUCAGACUUCCUACUGACGGCCUGGACGUUUGGCAAUUUGUUAGAGUCCAUUAACUCAGCCGUCACCAUUGCUAUUUACUACGUUAUGAGUUCAAAGUUCAAAUCAACUUUUAACGAAAUAAUCCUCAGACGAAAACAAGUAAAGAUUAAAGAAGAGAUCAACAUCAUUUCAACAUAA